UCUGUCUGCACUAUUCAAUCGUUAAGGUGGAGCGCUGCACUGUGAUCUGCAGAGCCUAUCAAUAGAAAUAGUGCAGCAGGUAUUAUCUGACACUACAUCCUUAAGAAAUUGAGAACGACUUCAGUAUGGACUUGUUUAUGGAAAAUAACACUGAUAGAUCAAAGUUAUAUGACCAGUCAAUGCUGUAUCUGUGUUGAUAAAUGUUUGUCUGUUCUUCGCUCCAGGCGGAUGGAUAUAAGGGCGCAGUUCGUCCGUGUGUCCGUCUUUGAGUGACGGGUUUCUUAAACCCUUAAUCAUUAAUAGAUUUGUUUGAUUAAAAAAAUAACAAACUGCGCCUAAAAUACUUUGAAGUGGCCAAUUUACCUGGAUUUUUAGUAUGAUGUGUAUAUGAUUUUUAUUCGGAACCGCGAGGUGCUAAAGUAUGAUCAGAAGAUGAAGGGAGAAUAUUGCUCUACGCAUCAACGAUUUCUUUGAUUUCGCGUCUUAUUGAAAUUUAUUUACCCACCCCAGUUUAUUAGUAAUUCACAUUGAAAAUGAGAAGAUUUGCGAUAAAUCAAGUUGCUCAGAAUUUAAUUUAAGGUGAAUAUUGCAGUAUCGCACGUUGUAAUGAAAUCUUACAAAUUGGAUUUAGCCACUUAAUUACUAUGUCCAAACUUAAGGACGUUCGUAGACCCACUCUAGCUGUAAUUGAGGAAAAUUCGCUUCCGGAACAUUUUGAUAUAGUGGGCUCAGGAACCGAAAUUAACAAGAAACUUCUGGAUGAAAAUGACAAUGUGUGUUCACAUAUGAAUUUACUUAAAGAAAAGACAGCCAAACUGAACUUAAGCACACGCAGACCGAGUUACGUAACAUGGAGAAACGAAUGUAUAGAGCAAUCCGGUCGAGGGAUUAAGGCGAAAUUACCCAAUGUCAGGGGAGACGACUCUGUGAAUGGAAAUGAAUUAACUCUUGAUAAACGAAUAGACAAUAUUGACUGUGCUUUAGUCUGGAUUAAACAGGAACUUCAAGCAAUGCGCACUCAGGACCAAGAUAUAGCCCGGAAGUUACUGUCAUUACGUCACGAGAUGAACGCCCUUAAACUUCAGUGGAGUUGUGACGACCACAAGGAGAUGUUAGAAGAGGCUCAGUGUGACCUUGAGGAGAUGCACGAGCUUCAGGACAUCUGUGACACGCCCCUGGACAGUAUACAGCCCGACCCCCUCAAACAAAUAGGCGUAACCAAAAUGAACCUCAAUACUAGGAGAUUUUCCAUUCUAUGAUUGUGUUCUAUGUUCUGUGUUACUGCUUUCUUUCUGUAUAGAAAAUAUGAAUAUAACACUGUUAUUUUCUACUCUAUUGAUAUGGCAUGCAAAACAAUUGAUCGUCUCAUUAAAUACUUUAUUGCAGUAGAAAUAACUUAUGUUUACAUUGGCAAUUUUGAGUCAUCGCAGAGAAAAGUUAUACCCUCUGGAUUUUUUUUAAGAGUCAGAGGAAGUAAAAUGUUCGACAAAAAUUGAAAGGUAUAAUAUUAAUCGCUACCAAGAAAACCUGUUAUAUAAAAUGUUUGACAUAAUACGAAGUUAGUGCAUGGUAUGUUCAAACAUUAAAAUUGUUGAAAUAUAAAUAACUUUGACAAGCUUGUGUCAGCUUAUUUUGAUACAUCUCUGAUCUUUUUCUAUUUAUCAUGCACAUUCUUGAACGUCUCUAUGUAUCAACAAAUUUGGAAAAAAUAAUAAAAUCAUUAUUCUCCUCAAA
Messenger RNA from Saccostrea cuccullata (small rock oyster), 1734 nucleotides. RefSeq names its product protein FAM167A-like. The transcript is spliced from 3 exons. The record is from RefSeq and is a predicted model, not a curated record. Bases 645 to 1259 code for a protein of 204 amino acids. Lineage: Eukaryota; Metazoa; Mollusca; Bivalvia; Ostreida; Ostreidae.